This is a messenger RNA of Emericellopsis atlantica, 2206 nucleotides long. RefSeq lists its product as uncharacterized. Gene Ontology annotation, biological process: regulation of transcription by RNA polymerase II. Lineage: Eukaryota; Fungi; Ascomycota; Sordariomycetes; Hypocreales; Bionectriaceae. Gene Ontology annotation, cellular component: chromosome. The transcript is spliced from 4 exons. Gene Ontology annotation, molecular function: chromatin insulator sequence binding. Bases 162 to 2111 code for a protein of 649 amino acids. The record is from RefSeq and is a predicted model, not a curated record.
UGCAUCUAUCCUGGAAAGGUCUUCCUAGACGAGUCUAAGGUCUGAUCACGACUCGGAAAUCCUAGUUCACGUCCUUUCAAAAGACGGAGCCAGUCACUCACCAGUUGGCUCCCCUGCUUUGAGGGAUCAAAGUGCCCAAAAGUCACCAUCAAGUGGCCAAGAUGGAGGGCUGGUCGAUGCAGAUCAACCCCUCGGAGCCCUUCGCCCCCGGAGACUUGGAGGGCGGCAGUAUUCCUGGUCCAGAUGUUCAACGAUGGCUGGGCCACGAGCGUCCUUUCCACAGCAACCUGACACCUCUUGGGUUCAAUCCGCCAGAGCCUGUCUACUCCCUCAGCUUCGGCCCGAAUACCUCGGACUGGCAUCACAAUGGUAUGCCAUCAGACUGUGAUACAGACCCCGUGGACUCCGGCUAUGGCAGUGUUAUGCAAUCAUCCUCGGAGCCAAUGGAGCAUGCGACGCCGCACCGCAGCCCAUACCUCAACCUUUCCAACGAGGUGGGAGAUCAGCUGGCGGGAUUCCUUCUGGGCGGAUCGGAACGCCAUCUGAUGCAGAACCAAAACCGCCAAGUUGGCCAGUCUCAGUGCCCAUACCCUCCACUCCCACAGCAGUACCAGCAGUACCAGCACCGAGACCAGUUCCAGUAUCAGCAGCAGCCUCACCAGCAAUCCCAAUAUCAGCACCGAAUCCAACAGCGGCAGCAGAUACAACACCACCAACCGCAUGAGCCGGAAAAGCAGGAUCGGACUUUUAGUUCCAUGGGUGACACCGAAUUCUGGUGUCAUUCGUGCAAUAAAGCAGUCAAGACCAAGUCGGAACUGAAGAAGCAUGAGGAUCGCCACAGACUACCACACAAAUGCGUGGUGCCCGGCUGCAAAAGAGGAGACAAGGGAUUUGCGUCUGUCAAUGACCUAAACCGCCACCUCAUGACUGUCCACCGCCGGCAUGACUUGGGAAAAACGUAUCGGUGCAACAUUGAUCAGUGCUCAAAGAAGGAAAAACCCUGGAACCGGUCUGACAAUUUCCGACAACACCUGUUGCGCAUACACGGCUUGGAAUUAAAGCCUGGUCAAGGUUUAUCAAGUUUCUUGUACCAGAGCCCAGAUACAUCCACUCCCCACACCGUUCAAAUAGAGAGGGAGCAUUGGGUGCAUGAUCCAGAAUCGGUCGAUGGGCCCAGAGACGACGCCCUGGCAAGAUCCCAUGCAGAGGCACAAUUCACUGAUCCCUCGACGAGUAUCCUAACCGCCGAAUCCUCGAACCCUGAGCCGUCCAUGGCUGGCCAAGCUUUCGACUCACUCGCGGGACAGUGGGAAAACGAGCCAACCCCCUACUUUGAGUUUGACACGCACGAACCGCAAGUCUCCCCAGAAGGGCAGCAGCUGAGCCAAGACAUAGACGAUUCCUUGGAUAGCGAUGAACGGAGUGACGAACAAAAGAUCGAGAUGCUAAGCAGAUGGCCGAAGAGUAUGCUUCGCAAAGCCCUCGCUUCUGCCUCCGCUGAUGACACAGGGAGAGGUCCCCUGUCCGGGGCCCAUGGCGUCAAGCCCAAAUGCGAUGAAUGCCACAAGGAGUUCAACAGACCUUGCGAGCUGAAGAAACACAUGAAGCGUCACGAUCGGCCUUAUGCCUGUACCGUUUGUUUCAAGCGGUUCGGGAGCAAGAACGACUGGAAGCGACACGAGGGCACCCAGCAUGAGAUCAAGGAGCUUUGGCACUGCGACCUUGGCUGCCACAAAGGCUUCACCCACCGCGAAGCGCUCGAGACCCAUCUGCACGCCACGCACAAAGACUUGGAAGAGGCGUCCGUCGAGGCGAAACUGGCCAACAACCGCACCGGACUGCACGGCAAGCCGGCGUUCUGGUGCGGCUUCUGUGGAAAGUUGUUGACGGUCGCGCCGGGAAAGAAGUCGGACGUGGAGCGGGCCGAUCACAUUGAUAAUCAUUUCAUGGGACGGGACAGCUACGAGCUGGGUAUCAUUGAAGAAUGGGAGCAGAUGGAGGAUUGCUACGACUACGUUCCUGAUGUUGGGUUCAAGCGGAAGAGGAACGGCGUGGAUGCGCCAGAGAGCUCGAGGCCGGCGAAGCAGCCUAACAGCAACAGGCGUUCAUGAUGACACGAAUAACGAGAAUACUUAUGAUGAUGCAAAAUCACCUUGGGCGAGGCGUUUGUGCUUUUCCACGUGGAGAAAGCAGCCACACCUACACA